Molecule: messenger RNA, 4830 nt
Organism: Tetrahymena thermophila SB210
Lineage: Eukaryota; Ciliophora; Oligohymenophorea; Hymenostomatida; Tetrahymenidae
Product: cell division protein
Exons: 2
Molecular function (GO): protein binding
Source: RefSeq, a predicted model, not a curated record
AUGAUUUGUUAUUAGGAAAAAGAAAAAUAAGUUAAAGAAUUCAAUCAAAAUCUAUCUUUAUUUUAUAUAGCAAGAGGGUAGCAGUAAUUACAAGUACUUAAAUCAAUCAAACAAAAAGUAAAAUUAAGAAGAAGAAUAAAAGAGGGAAAACUUAAAUAAAUUUUAUAAAGUUUUGUUGUAUCCGAAAUCUCUGAUCAGAAGCAAGUUAAACAUAAAAGUAUUUAGAAGGUCAUAAAAGACGUGGUAGGUGAAAUAGGAGUCAUACUUAGUUAGGAAACAGUGAAGCAAAAGCUAAAAUAAGUAGAGAAAUAAAUGGAUCAAGCAAAGCAAUUUUCAGAUAAAAAAAAGAAAGAAAUACCAAUUAUGAAAUAGAAAGAAUCAAUUUUGUUACAAAGGUCAAAUGAAAGCAUAAUUUUAGAGUAAAAGCAAAAAAAUAUAAUAUUCACUAAAUUGCCAGCGAGGUUGGUCAAUAUUAUUUUGGAGAUGCUUGAUCCUAACGAAGUGCCUGUCCUCAGGUGUGUUUGUAGGUGGUUCAAAGAUUAUAUAGAUUCAAAUGAUAAUUUAAUAGCUAUACAAGUUUUUUCUUUAUUUUUUCCUAAGCAAGUUGAUUUUUUUUGUGAUUAUGGCGAAAACGAUAUAUUUUUGCAAGAGCGAGCCAAAAAGAACUAUAUUAUCUCUCAUAAUACUCGAAACCAGAGUAAAUGGAGGUCAUUUUUGAAGAUUUACAGGGAUGUCAGAGAGAGUUUUCUUGCUGUUAACUACAAGAUAUUUUUAUUUGGAUAGGAGCAAAAAGAAAAGCAGUAGAACAAAGAAUAAACAAAUUAAAAUAAUUUAUUAGAUUAAAAAAAUAAUUUUAAUGGCAACCCAAAUAAAGCUGUUUCAAAGCUUGGAGGUUUAGCACCAUUACCAUUAGAUAAUGACCUAGACGAUUCAACUGAUUAAAAAGGAACUGGUUUUGAUUUUGAUCAAUUUGGUUUUAAUGCAAGUUCUUCCUAAUAAGAAGACAGUAGUAAAAACAAAUUUGGAGAUUCUUAGUUUAAAUUUAACAUGUAGGAUCAGGAAAGCGGAGAAAGUCAGAAUACAAAUUAACAACAGCCUUUAUUUAAAUUUAAGUAAUCGUAGGAUUCUGAUAACGUAAACAGUAGUUAAAAUACAGAAAAUUAAGAUGUUUGCAGCAUGGAUUUUUCAAAGCAUAAAAUUUAAGCAUAGAAAAUGUCGUAGAUAACUUCAAAAUAUAUUUGGGGAGUUCUCAAAGAUCCACCUCUUCCUAUUUUGAAAUUGAGGAGAGAAAACAUUGGUAAUUAUUGCAAUACUUGGUUUUAGAAUAAGCUAGCUGAAGUUUUGUGGGAGGGAUCAAGGCAAAUUGGAAUUGGAUUACAUAAAUUCACAGAAGAGGAGCAGCCUCUCUUAUCAAUAAAUAAUAUCAUCCGUGAUAACAAAUAGUAUUUUAUUGAUGAAAUAAAGUAGUUUUGCGAGAAAUGGCCAUUCCAAAAAAAUGAAAUUUUGAAUUUAAGAUACUACUUCUAUAAAAACAAGCCUACUUUCUCCUAUGUUAGUAGACAAACCAAAAGAAAACUAACAGGUUCUUUUAACAAGCAAACAAGUCCUCGAAUUUUAUUUACAAAGCCGAGUAGAAAUUUAUCUACCAUGGAAGAUUAAGGAUUUACAAACAUAUUAGGUACCAAUAAAAGUUUCCAAAGUUAAAUAAAUACGAAUUUAGCCACAUAAAAUUCCAAUCCUAAUCCUGUCGUAUUUAAUUUCUUUGACAACAAUAACAACAAUAACCACAGUAACAGAGAUAGUUUAGAUCAAUAUUCUUCUCCAACUAAACCAUAGAUAGCACAACAGAAUAGCUAAGGGUAAAAAGGUCUCUUUGAUAAUAUAUUCCAAUUUGCACAUAAAUAGCCAGAUCAAGAUAAUGACUUUUUUACUGACCUAGAUUUAGAUAAUUAAGAAGAAGAAAAUAAUUAGUUUUAGGAAAAUGACUACAUAAUGCAGAUGAGAUAAAAACCCUUACUUAUAUGCUUUAUUGAGAAUUUAGUAGAUUUAUUUAUUUUCAAGUGCUAGCUGAUUUAUGAGUAUCUUAAGGAGCACAUGAAUGGCUAAAAUGUUCAUGAAUCAAGCGGUAUUAAGAAAAAUGGGUUUGAUUUACUUAGUGAGUAUAAUAUUAAAUGGAAUAUCUACAUAGCUUUUCUGAAUGAAAUAGAAGAACAAUUAAAGGAUGUUUUUGAAGUAUAUAACGAAGCUUUUGAUUAAAUUUUUGAAGACUAUCCCUAGCAUCCUAGGAUGAGUAUUUGGCGUUUAAUGGUAAAGAUUUGGAUUUAAGAAAUAUACUCCAAAGAUGAGAUUAAAGAGAAUCUAUAUGGAUGCUUUUUAAAGAUUCUGUCUAUAAGAAGAUAAGAAAAUUUCUAAUUUUAAAUGAAGCAAAUUGAAUUAGACAGAAAGGUUCAACAAUAAUAUUACAUGCCCGAUUAACUUGAGUAUAUUUCGCUAACUCUUUUAAAUAACUUAACUAAAAAUAAAAAUUUUUCUCUUUUGAAUUAUGGUGAAGGCUAUGAUUAUUUUCAUUCAUUUUUCUCUAAAAAUUAAUAUCAUGCUGAUUCGUUGCUAAGUAGCUUUGUUGAGAGCACAGUCGAUUUAUCUUUGAAUGAAAUUUCAGUUCACUAUUUAGGCCAUUCUCAAGUUUAAAUGGAUAAACCGUAUUUAGAGUUAGAAAAGCAACUUCUUGAUUCCUCUUAAAUAUAUUUCCGCCAUUAAUAGAGCAUGUUCUUGUCCAAUCCCAGUAAUUAUUUGCUCUUUUUAAAAGGAGAUUUGAAAUACGUUUCAAAAAUCUUUAAGGAGAGAAGUUAAACUCUUCUUAGGAAGAAAAUGCUUGAACACUGGAAAGAAAUGUUUAAAGAUAUAAUAGCAUAAAAAUUACCCAAAUAAUUUGAAUUAUUCAAUGAAAAAGAUGAAAAAACAAAAAAUUUAAUCCAGCAACAUGUAAAGUAGCAAAUACAAAGUUUAAAAAUCUAAUAAUAGAACCAAAUUUAAAGCGAUAACAAUUUAGCACAACCUCUACUGGCUCAACAAAAUACACAAUCUUAAGAUGGCGAAGAUCAGAGUUAGCAGCUUUAAGCAAGCAAUUUAUCGAAUUAACAAAAUGAAGAGCAGCCAAAUAGAUAGUCUAUCUUUUCAAAUGACACUCUGCCUUCUCUAAUAUACUAAAUUUUAGAAGAAUAAGAACUUAAAUAAAAAUAACAAGAAUAAAUUUAAAUUGAAUUGAAUUCCAAAACUAAUUCUGUUGAUACUCAUUAGAUAUUGCUACAAAAAAGUAAUAACAACAGCAAUAGUACUAAUAACAACAUUUUUAAUUGCUCAAAUGAUUUAUUUUCUAUUGAAAAGAAAGGAGAUUUCUUCGAUUAAUAAGCUUAAAGCAAUAAUUAAAGUAACUUCUUUGAGUGCAACAAUAACGAAGAUGAUUUACCAGAGAUUCCAGGUAUUAACAAUAACCCAGUAAUAGAAAAGAAAGAUAUAAGUACUAGAAGUAACCUGACAUAAUAAAAUUUAGGUUUUUCAAGUGAAGAGUUAGAAAAAAUACAAGAAAAAGCUCAUAUUCUCUCACACAUGUUUAGGAUGGGUGAUGACUAAACUAAGUUGGAUAUUUAAAAUUACAUAGAAACAUGUAAAUCUUUAAAUGAGAUGAACACAAGUAAAUCAGAUUAGGAUUUGGAAAUCGAAGAGCUUAAUAACAUGCGCCGCUUACCUAUUGUUUUAAAUAAUGAGGAAUAAACUUUUUUCUUUUUAACUAGAUCUUUGACAGAAGAAGUUCUUUAAGAGACCAUUUUAAAGUAAAAAGAAUUCCUCAGACAGCAAAGAGAAUCAAAUAACGAUGGAGAUUCUGAAGAAGAUGAAGAAGAAAAUGAACAUCACGAAAAUCAGCAUUAUAGUGGAGAUGAAGAAGAAGGUGAUGAGCAUGAGUAAAGCAACGGUGAGCCUUAAUUGAAAUUCGAUGAUGAUGAAGAUGAUGAUUCAAACAACUCAUUAGAUGAAAUACCUAAUUCAUUAAGCUUAAAAGGAAAUAAAACCUAAAAUAAACCCAAAAAGAAUAAAGCGAAAUAGAAAGUGGAAUAAGACAUUCCUGUUUAUAAUUCAGGCGAUGAGUCAGAUUCGCACGUUGAUGAUACAACAACUGCAGGAAAUAUAAACUUUUUUAAUGUAAAAAAAUAAGAAAGUAAUGCAUCUGACUUUUCUCUGGGCUUAGACAAAGAAACUUCUAGGAUAUCAAAUCAUUUCUUAUUUAACGAAAACCUGACUUCGAACUAAAAGUAAGAACAAGAAGAUAAAAUAUAAUUUAACUUUGAUAUAAAUAGCACAAAACAGGAAGAAGCACAAUAAUAAUAGCAACCAAUGAAUUUUGACUUUUUCAAAUUGGAAAAGCAAAGUAGUGCUCCUGGAAAUCAAAUCAAUAUGUUUACAUUUAAGCUUCAAAGCAAUGAUUAAAUCAACAUUAAAGCUAAUAAAAAAUCUCUAGAUGACGAUUAAGAGCAUAACUUUUUUGCUAAUUGCACUCCAUCAAUGUCGUAGAACAAUUAAAAUAACAGCAAAAAUUCUAACACCCAAAUAAAAGUAGAUUUAUUCUCAAAUAUUUCGAAUAAUAAUAACAACAAUGAUAACUAGUUUACAAUAAAUUUUAAUAACAAUAUUACUCAUAAAAACAACACAACUUCUCCCUCAAUAAAUAGUUAAAAUAUGUUUUUCAAUUUGCUUAACAAUAUAAAUAAAGAUAAUAAUUCAGAAGAAACCAGUAGCAAUAAUAAUAAUGAAGAAGAAGUUAAAGAUUAAUCUUGA